Messenger RNA from Gilbertella persicaria, 702 nucleotides. RefSeq lists its product as uncharacterized. The transcript has 2 exons. The record is from RefSeq and is a predicted model, not a curated record. NCBI's taxonomy places the organism in Eukaryota, Fungi, Mucoromycota, Mucoromycetes, Mucorales, Choanephoraceae. Bases 1 to 702 code for a protein of 233 amino acids.
AUGCUUUUAUUGAUUCUGUAUUAUGUCCAUCAAUGGAUGACAGUAGUGCCUUGGUCUUAUUAUGAAAGCGCUAAAUCUCGACGUAUAUUAUAUCAACCCACGAACAGAUCAGAACAAGAAAAACAAGUCAAGCUUCAGAAAGAACUUCGUUGCCAUGAACUGAUUGGCCUAAUAUGGGUACUGGUAUCACCUGCAAUGGCAGGCUAUACAUUACGCUAUAGCCAAUAUUUACUUUCGAAUGUGGAUCAUUAUGUGAGUUCAUUCAAUAUCACUGUGUUUGUCUUGGCUGCUUCAAUUCGACCACUCAGUCAUAUCAUAACAAUGUUACAUGAACGUACUUUAUUCUUGCAUUCAGAAUCCAUGGUCAAGGCAAGUCAAGUUGAAUUACUAGAGGCCAAAGUAGAUCAACUUGAGAAACAAGUGCAUUUGUUACAUCAACAGACAGUCAAAAGGCAACUGGAAGAGAGUGCAGAUCUGGCAAAGGCAUUGAAAAGAGCAGAGAGACGACAAUCCUCGGUACAAGAACAAUUGGCCAUGAUGGAUACAAAAGUACGUGAAGUGGAUGGUCGACUAGAUCAACAGACCCAUCCUACGCUAGUCCAAUGGAUGCUACUACCGUUUUACAUACUCUUAUGGGUAACAAGGUAUAUGACUAUGUGGAUAUCUAUACUCGAAAGCAAGAAAAAGAAGCAUUUAGUAUAG